This is a messenger RNA of Amoebophrya sp. A25, 310 nucleotides long. Lineage: Eukaryota; Dinophyceae; Syndiniales; Amoebophryaceae. The record is from the annotation of a GenBank genome assembly.
CGAAGAAUCUAUGUUUAUGGGGAGAUUUGCUAGGGCCGGAGGAUAAGAGGAUGGACGACGCGGAAAACGAUUAUUCGGAAAUCGGAGAAGUUACGAGUAAGUAGGUGUUUUUUCAUAGAAGUAACGAAGAUAGUCUUGGUCAUCCUCAUAUUAUGAUGAUCAUGUUUAAGAACACGUCGGUCAAUAUGAUAGGGUCUCCAACAUGACAGGUUUUCUGUUUCCCAACAAACAAGGCUUUUCUCAAAAACUACGAAAACAGAAUGUAGACGACUCCACUUUCAUUCAUCGUGUUACGACUCUUGUAGACGAU